Astrephomene gubernaculifera is the source of this 4669-nucleotide messenger RNA. The record is from the annotation of a GenBank genome assembly. NCBI's taxonomy places the organism in Eukaryota, Viridiplantae, Chlorophyta, Chlorophyceae, Chlamydomonadales, Astrephomenaceae.
AUUAGUAUAAACUUCCACUUUCUGCUUAGUAUUUGGUAAGAAUUUACCGCUUUAUGCAUUAUAGCUUGCGCUUAGGAUAAACGGUGGGCGGAGGCGAGACGUGGGCUGCCAUAUAAUUAAGCUUGCCCAUAGGUAAGAAGCAAUAGUCCAACCACUCCUGGACUAUACCUGCAAUUGUUUGGACCGCUGUCCAGUUGUUCGGCCGUCCAAAUGUUGAUGCCCCUACCUGGGGUGUGUUGUGUGCCCCCGUGGCCAAACACCUAGGAUGGCAAACGAUGUCUGUGCUGACUCCUUAGCAUGUGGUUUUGUCAUUAUCAGUUUGCACGAGGCUUCCAUGGCGUAAUGGCCCGUCUCGUGCUUUUUGGCUUCACUGCAACUGCGUAGCCUUGCUCCAUAACAUUUCUUGUCUUACAGGCAGCAUCGCGAAUGGCCACCGCCGCACAUAUCCCCACUGCCGCUCUGAACGAGACCUUUAAAAAGGAGCUAUUUAGCAAGGAGGUUGAAGGAUGGAUUGGCCGCGCCACGCCUGCAGACCGGGAGCGAUUUGAACGCGUGUUUGAGUCCAUUCGGUCCAUCUCGGAGUCGAAGAAGGUCCCCGAUGCUCACGCUGGCUUUGUAAAUGCUACGCUUGAUAAGUUCAAAAAGCGUGGAGGCAGCGCCAGCGCAGCGGCAAACAACGGCACUCGGACGCCUACGCUCAUUCGAGGCGCCUCCGCAGUUGCGGCCAAUGGAUGGUCUUACACAGCAACCCGUGCCGCCCUCGGCCGUGCCGAAACGCAAGCCGCUCUAGCAACGCUGCAGCAGCAAGUUGCGCUCGAGCAAGAAAAGUUCCAAAAGCAGCAGCAAAGGUUCCUCGAGGGAGAUGUUGACAGGCCGCAAAGCGCACCAGGCGGUGUCAACGGCCACGAUGCAGCAGCAACCACCGCGGCUGCCACCGCCGGCGGCACCUCCACAACCACCGGCCGAGACCGGGAGCUCUUGUCUAUUGAAAAUGCGGCCGUGCGCCGCCGUGCAGCUUCCAUGGGUUCGCACUCGCGUUCCAUGCCGGGCAUCAACAGCUCAGCCCUAGACUCAGUCGGAGGCGGACCCGCUGUAGUCACCAGCGCCACCUCCUCCACAGCCGCAACAGCAGGCAGCGCCACCGCCGCCGCUGCUACCAACGUAGCCGCCCUAGCAGCCGCCACCGCUGCUGCCACGCUCGGCUACCCAGCACCUACGGUCAACCCCCCUGCAGCUACACACUCAGCAGCCGCCGCCGCCGUCGCUGCUGCUGUGGCUGCUGCCACCGCGGCUAAUUCCGCCGGCGCUGCGGGCCCCAAACCGCCAGUGGCGACGGGUUCCUCCGGCGGCGCCCGACCCGACAAGGGAUUCGUGCCCUUCCCGCCGCACGUGACGAACUACCAGGAGUCGUACAACCUGCGCAGCUGCUACCCCGAGGUGUACAACCAGGCGCUCGAGGACACCAAGAUUGAGCCGGUGCCCAACUCGACCUUCAUCAGCGAGUGGGGCGACUCGCUCAAGGCGCAUGCUGACGAGGCAGCGAAGCUCUACAUGCGCACCACCUACAACACCGUCAAUGACGAGGUCGUGCGUCCGCGCACGGAGGCCGACGCCACCCGCGAACGCGAGUUCUUCAAAUGGAUGCGCCGCCAGAAGUCCUACUUUGGAGACCUGUUGACCAAGGCCAAGGCGCAGGACCUGGAUUCCAUCCUGGAAGUGGCUGACGACGAGCAGAAGCGCGAUAUUCUGGAGGCCUUCCGCAUGCUGCACGCGGUCGCGGAGCCCUGCUUUGACCGCACGCGCAGCCACAGCCAGGCGGUGCACUGCCCCAUGAGCCGCAUGGAUGACGGCCUUGACGCCAAGAUGGCGCUCAACACGAAGCUGAGGACGAUGGGCGCCGUGGACUCCAUGCGUCGGGUUGGCGGAGGUGGUGGAGGGGCGGGUCGGCGCCCCGCUACCGCCAUGGGGGCUGCGGAGCUCAAGCCCAACAAGGUGAACCUUACCCUGGGUGGCACGGAUGAAGGUGCGGAGGAUGGAGGAGGCGGCGGUGGUGCGAAGGCGCUGAAGCCCUCGCGCCGUCCGGCUACCGCAGGCGCUGCGUUGAGCCGGGCAUCGAAAGGGCCGCAGCCGAUUUUCGAGAAAACCAACGUGUUUAAGAACAAGGCGCCGCUGACGUGGCCGCAUGGCCGUACCGGACCGGAGAUCUCGCACUACACUGAGACCUUUGGCGGCGGGAAGAUUGGUGUGGAUCGCGCGCGACCGAAUUCCGCGAUGUACAAGGCCAGUCCCAUCAAGUACGUGGACGCAUCCUGCCCGUACGGAAUGGUGAACCCCUACACGGCUGCAGCGCCGCUGCGGGCUGCGUACCCGGUACCGGCCGGGUUUGUUGCCCCCGCCACCGCCAUCUUCCCGCAGCCCAAGGGUGACACGGUGUAUCGUAACGAGUUCGCGCCACGUGACACAGCAGACCUGCUGGUGCAGCUGCGCGCCGCCGCCAACCUUGCGGAGAACCAGCGCAAGAUGCUGGACCGGGGCUCCAUUCCCAUGGGGCCGCGUACGGGCGUCAACCUGGUCCCCUCGUCGACUUGGAUUUCGGAGGCCAAGGAUUCGUACGUUCAGUACGAAGUGAACUUGCGUGAUCCGCACGAGCGGGCCCAGGCGAUGCGAACCAUGUUUAGUGGCCCGACUGCCAGCGCCGGUAAGAUGACUGCUGCGGUUCCGGUGCUGGAUAAGAACAAAGCUAACAAGGAGUAGGAUUGUAGGGUAGAGGUACGAACAAAGAGGCAUGCCGUAUGCGUACGUGCGGGGGAUGCUUGAAAGGAGUUUACGGGAUAACAGUGGGGUGUAGGCAACGUCAAAAAACCCAAUGCCGUACACGAGGCGAUGGGACGGCCGAUUGGCUGAAAGAGGCUUGUCCGUUCAAUUCCAUGUGUGCGGGUAGAUACUACUUCUCCUGAGCCACCAAGGCUUGACUGCAGAUAGGGCAUUAACGUGGCAGGUAGAUUACACGUCCGCUGGUAGUUUGUACGGCCUUUUCAUGACUGGGCUUCAUUACACGUUUUGGGAAACAUUUAUACACCGUACACCUGCUGGUGCCGCCGGCAGUAGGGACCCGGAAGAGCCCGGGUGUUUGGCAAGCCAUCUGUGUGUGCUUACUACCUUACUACUUCAUUACGAACCGACUGCUUCACACGGUGUGUUUCGGAGCAAGUUCUUGGUUUCUUCAUGUGAGUCCCGUCAGCCUACUUUGUCGCGCCUGCCUGAUGGCCUGCUGGCAAAAAGAAGAGGCGCGGGGCUUUGGCAUUCAUGGGGGCGCUCCUGGGGGGUGGGCAGCACUGGAACAUGUGGACGUUCCCCAGUGACCAUGACAGUGACAGUGGUACUACUCAGUGUGUGUACUGGUUGGUACCACCCAGUAAUCUAGUAACUCGGAGUAUCGUACGACGAGUUGACCAUGUGCAGUGGUGCAGCUUGGAGGGAGGCAUGCACUGGACGACGAGUUGAAUCUUCUCAGAGGCCCUAAGCAGCUACGGUGGCAGGUUGUGUUUGUUGCGGUGGAUUGGUUUGGAUGUGGGCAGGCGGAAGAGUCCCUUGGAAGGGCAGCGGGUUGUGAGGUGGUGAGGGUGGAGUGGCCGUGGAGGCUGGGCCUCUGCAGGUUUGAUGUCGUAUGAGGUUAGGCAGGUUGGAGUGAGCACGUUGUUCGGUAGUCAAUGGGCCCCCUUUCGGAGGGCUGUCGUAGCUGCCAUGGGUUUGCAGCGGACAGGGACAGGUCUGUACGGUCGUAGUGUCUAGCGACUAGGAUAUGCGUUUACGCUGCCAUCGGUUGUGUGGCCUCCUGUACUGGUUGCCAUAGUUGUUGUUGUGGUGAAGGUGGUUGGCUGGUUCCUCAAUAAACAGCACAGCAGCGGUGCGUUAGCAAUCGAGGGGUCGCCGCCGGGUAGCGGUUUACGCCAUCCCCAUGCCUGUCGCUGUCACUCUAUUACCGUUGUUGGUUGUCAUAGGCAUCCGGAGUUUUGCUUCCUUUGCAAGACAGGGGCAGGGUAUUGCGUAAGAGAGCCAUGUGGGUCAGGCAGGUUUCAUCCGUGUCGUGUAUUGAUUCAUGUGCAGGCGUAUCUGGCAUUCCUCUUCCAGAAGUCCGUGAGGUUCAAAGCCCGAGUGAUUUCACUUCAUACCCCAUACCUUCCAACGGACGGUGCACCGUCCUCCUCCAUUCCGCAGGUACCGUAUUAAUGCACUGUCUUUGCAUGUCCUCGUAGUGAUGGCUUUUGUGGGCUUGAUUAGACAUGCGUCCUUGUAGUGGAAUUGAUGCGCUUGGCCGUUCGUAUGGUGCUUGAAUCUUGUGUCGUGUAUGGGUGCGUGGGGUGGAGCGGAGGCAGCCGGCACGGCUUUCUCAUCCCCUGUCACGGACAGCGAGUGUCCAGAUACCGGGCUCCAUGAAACCUUCAUGCAAUGUGGUCCAUGGUUGUGUCAGGGAGUGGGUCGUGUUAAGAGUGGGGCGCCGUUCCUGGUGCUCGAAAGGCCCACUGCAUGUAAGGUGCGCAUCGCCAACUGGUGACGUGUAUUCACGGGAGAACGUUAUCUACCUUCUAGCGCAUUUGCACCUCUUCUCAACCUUGGUUGACGUACUCACCGUAAGAGACGAAGGGGUCGGCAAGGGUGCACACACCGG